Messenger RNA from Penicillium soppii, 4641 nucleotides. RefSeq lists its product as uncharacterized. Gene Ontology annotation, molecular function: DNA binding; ATP binding; RNA helicase activity. Gene Ontology annotation, biological process: DNA-templated transcription. Lineage: Eukaryota; Fungi; Ascomycota; Eurotiomycetes; Eurotiales; Aspergillaceae. Bases 1 to 4641 code for a protein of 1546 amino acids. The transcript has 7 exons. The record is from RefSeq and is a predicted model, not a curated record.
AUGGCCAAAGACGACGAUUUCGUCUUCACGCUCUCUGACGACGAGAACGAACCUCGUUUCGAAGAAGAAGAUGGCGACAAUGAAAUGCAGGGCAAUUCGCCAGUAGACAACAAAAAGCGCAAGCGUGAAGUCGAAGCCCCCAAGCCCAAGAACAAAAAGCAGAAGCAGCAGGAAAAGCAGCAAUUGAAGAACGCCAAGAAGAAUAAGAAGACUGCUCAGCCCGAGCCCGAGCCCGAGUCUGAAGAGGAGGAAGAUGAUGACGCUGCUGCAGCAGAUGCGACAGAAGACGAUGGCGUCCUGAACCCCGAAUUCGAGUUCGAUGUCGGCGGCGCGACGAACCAUGGUGUUACCGAGGGCUUCGACGGCUGGGGUCUUGACGACAACGAGCAGAAGCGGUCCGGUGAUAAGAAGGCUGUGGAUAUCGACGACAUCAUCGAGCGGAGGCAAGCGAAGAAGGCAGAGGCUGCUGCCAAGAAGCAGAAGAAGAAGGCUACCCAGGAGGAGAGCGCAUCCGAAGACGAAGAUGAGGCCGCAUCGGGCGAUGAAAUGCCUGUAGACUUCGAGGAUGAUGAGCUCAUGGCCGAUGACGCCUUCGGUAUGGGUGCGGACGGUGCAGAGGAGAGCGAGGCUAGCGAUGCUGAAGGCCCCGAGCCUGGCUCUGGAGAUGACUCCGACUCCGACGACGAGGACAAGGAUGAAGAUUCCGACGACGAGGCUGCAUCUGACAACGACUCUGUCGCUACACCUGUUGGUCACCCCGAUGACAAUGGUUCGGACGCAGGGUCUGAUGUAGAGAGUGUUGUGGACGAAGAGGAAGCCGAGAAGCGCAAGGCAUUCUUUGCUCCCGAAGAAAAGACCGACACCAAAGCCAACUUGUCCAAGAUGACUUUCCAAGAGUUCAACCUUUCUCGCCCCAUCCUUCGAGGUCUGGCCUCGGUUGGAUUCACAGACCCGACACCUAUCCAACGCAAGGCGGUCCCUGUUGCUCUGCUGGGCAAGGAUAUCGUCGGUAGUGCCGUGACAGGUUCCGGAAAGACUGCGGCCUUCAUUGUCCCCAUUCUGGAACGUCUUCUCUUCCGUCCCCGCAAGACCCCUACAAGUCGUGUCGUGAUCCUCAUGCCCACUCGUGAGUUGGCUGUCCAGUGUUACAAUGUUUCCGUCAAAUUAGCCACCUUCACAGACGUCACUUUCUGUCAACUUGUUGGUGGUUUCAGUCUUCGUGAACAGGAGAAUGUUCUCAAGAAGAGACCCGAUGUCAUCAUUGCCACUCCUGGUCGUUUCAUUGAUCACAUGCGCAACUCGCCCAGCUUUACUGUGGACACUCUUGAGAUUUUGGUUCUUGAUGAGGCCGAUCGUAUGCUUGAAGAUGGUUUUGCCGACGAGUUGAAUGAGAUUCUCACUACCAUUCCCAAGAACCGUCAAACUAUGCUGUUCUCCGCUACCAUGACCGACUCAAUUGACAAGCUUAUUCGUGUUGGCAUGAACCGCCCAAUGCGGUUGAUGGUUGACGCUAAGAAGAACACUGUUUCCACCCUUGUUCAAGAGUUUGUUCGUCUCCGCCCCGGGCGAGAAGACAAGCGUCUUGGAUAUCUCCUGCACCUGUGCAUGGAAGUCUACACAAAGCGUGUCAUUAUCUUCUUCCGACAGAAGAAGGAAGCUCACCGCGUUCGCAUCAUUUUCGGUCUAUUGGGUCUGAAGGCAGCAGAGCUGCACGGUAGUUUGAGUCAAGAACAGCGUAUCAAAUCCGUUGAAAACUUCCGAGACGGCAAGGUUGCUUUCCUCCUCGCCACCGACGUUGCCUCCCGUGGUCUGGAUAUCAAAGGUGUUGAAACUGUCAUUAACUACGAAGCUCCUCAAAGCCACGAGAUCUACCUGCACCGUGUCGGUCGUACCGCCCGUGCCGGUCGCUCUGGUCGUGCAUGCACCAUCGCUGCCGAGCCGGACCGCAAGAUCGUCAAGCUCGCCGUGCGAGCCGGCAAAGCUCAAGGCGCUAAAAUUGCCAGCCGCGUAGUUGAGCAAGCCGUCGCAGAUAGCUGGGCCCAGAAGGCCGAGGAUCUGGCCGAUGAGGUGACCGAGGUCCUGCAGGAAGAGAAGACCGAGAAGCAGUUCUCUCAGGCCGAGAUGCAAUACACCAAGAGUGAGAACUUGAUGAAGCAUGGUCAUGAAAUCAUGUCGCGACCGAAGCGAACAUGGUUCGAGACCGAGAAGGACAAGCAGGUGGCUCGCAAGUUGGGUGCUGUUGAAUUGAACGGGCCCAAUGUCAAGAAGAACAAUGUCAAGCUCAGCAACAAGGACAAGAAGCGUCUCGACGAUCGCAAUGAAAGACAUGAAGGCAAUCUGGGGUGGAAGAAGGCGCCUUCUCGUGCGAGGCGUGUCGGAAACGCAAGGUGCGCGCGGAUCCCCUCGGACAAAACCCGAGAUUGCCGAGCUGACUCGUCGAACCCCGGCAGGUCAAAUGUAACGGAGCAAGUCCGUCAUGUUCGCGAUGUGCAGCUAGAGGAGAGCUCGCCGACUUUAUCAUACACGAAACAGCUUGAAGCUAGAGUUGCCCAAUUGGAGGAUGCAUUGUCCAAGAUUCGCCCUGAUGGGGAUGUCGAGUUACGGAAGGCAAGCUCGCCUUCGUCGGUAGCCGAGUCCAGUUCGAGCGGCCCCAGAAUUAAGAUCGAAGCGGAUACGGAUGAUCUUGCGAGAGAAUUCGAUGGCCUGAAUGUCGAAAACGACGGUCGCGUCUCGUUUCAUGGACCUACGAGUUUGUUCCAGCUUCCGAGUGGGGUAGGGAGUGACACGGCAUCGAAAUCGCAUUACGCGCAGGAGAUCGAAGGUCGCAAGGAGCUGCGUGGCGAGAGAGAGCAUUCGAGCAAAUGGCUGCUAUGCCAGAACCGUUUCAGUAUCUUCUCGAUUCGCACUGGUGCUGGAUCCAACCGCUUUGGAAUUUCGUCUACCGACCUGCAUUUACACGUCUGUUCUACCUCGUUCCAGAUUGCGACAACGAAGCUAAUGUACGGAGCAGGUGAUAUGAAAAUCCAAGGAACUUACUACUCAGAUGUCUUGUUGAACGCCAUCCUCUCCCACUCAGUACGAUGGUGCAAAGCAGAGCCUCAGAUUGGUCCACUAUUGGACUCCUAUGACGGCGGAGCUCAAUUCUCCCACCGCGCAUUGACGGGUGUAUUUGACUCCCUCAAAGUUGGAUAUGCAGGCAUACCUACCAUCCAGACACUACUAUUGCUCAGCGCACAGGAAUGCGGCCGUGGAAACCGCACACAAGCAUGGCUGUACAGUGGCAUGGCAUUCCGACUGCUAGAUGACUUGGGCAUCUCCAUUGACAGCCGGAAAUAUUCUGGUUCAGCUCAAUUGAGUGACGAGGAUAUCGAGAUACGGAAUCGCCUCUUUUGGAGUUGUUACUUCUGGGACAAGGUGGUUUCGUUGUACUUCGGUCGGGCGCCGACAAUGCAGCACUCCCGCGUUAGCCCGCCGCGCUUGAUUCUGGAUGAUACAGCUGAGAUUGAGAUUUGGACCCCUCACGGCGUUAGCUUCCCCGAUGGCGCUCACUAUCCGCCCACACAGGCGCAUUCGACGUCAUGUUUCAUGAAGAUGUGCGGACUUGCAGAAGUCCUCAACCAGAUCUUAAUCCACAUCUACGAUCCGAUGCGUCGAAGUACGGACUCAGAGUUCUAUGAUUGUGUUCAGGAGCAGGGCAAAGCUCUGGGUGAAUGGUGGGACGAUCUUCCAGACUUUUUGAAGUUGACGGCGUCAAACCUUCCCCCGUACUCACCACCGAGCCAUAUUGUGAUUUUGAACUGUUUGUAUCACACAAUUAAUAUCCUGCUGCAUCGACCAAUUCUCUGCUCUCGCGAACUGCUCAAAACUCGGCCAGAUGAAUACGAUUCAAGCCAUUUAGUACAGUGCAUGGCAUCGGCAACAUCAAUCCUAUCCCUCUUCGACCUAUACCGCCGCACAUUCGGUGACAGCCACGUGGUCCUCUCCCUCGCAUACAGCAUCUACACAGCGGCAUCGAUUUUCCUACUUGAGAUCCAAGCCUUGAAGUAUGCCGCACCAGGAACACUGGACAAACUCAAGUUCUGCAUAUUUGCCUUGGAGAGAGUCAAGGCCGCCAACCCCGUCAUUAUAACAGCCCUCAAUCUGAUCUCCCUGGAACUCCAAAGGCUUCACAUCAAUAUCCACGUUCCAAGGUCUGCCCCUCCUGAAUCCAACCAAGAACACCAUCCCCAGCACCACCAGCCUCCUCCUCAACUACAGCACCACAAUCCUCGCCACAGUCAGUCACCAUCAAUAGGCAGCAACCCAUCCCGCCACGUCUCUCCAGGCCAGCAUCAUCACCAAACCCCAGUAUCGAUGACCGCCCAUGUCCAAAGCUCGGCGCCAGAAACCCCACCCUUGAUGCAAGGAUACAGCAACUACCAACAUCCAGGAACGGGUUUCAAUAUCCCGCAUUCCGGCGAAAUGCCUCAGAUGCCGCCCACACAUUUACUGGGCGGGAUGCCUAACGCCGUUAUGACGAUGGAUGAUCCUGCGUCAUAUGAGAUUACACCGGAGGUGUACGAAGCAUUCUCAUAUGCGCAGCCUAUCACGACGAAUAUGACGCCUGCUUUUGAUCAGGGAUGGGGUGGGCCUCCUCAGUGA